UCUUACUUUCACGUCUUCAAGAGAAACUGCGUGCUUCGGGGUUAUUGUCGUCUUUUGUCACGUUUCUUUCCAUUUUUUUUCUGGUCCAGUUAAGUAUAGGAUUGUCUAGAGAGAUCGUUUCAUUCAUUUGAAGAGCUGAAGACCGGUUUCACUUAACUUAUUUAAAACUAAACAGACAAGGCACUCUCUCAAAAUGAUGACGGCCAGAGAACGAUGGCGAGUUUUCAAGCGCAUCAGCAUCAUGUUCUUCCUGGCUGCCGUCAUGCUUACUGUUUUCCACAGAGGAGACAUCAUGUCGAUGCAAGACUUCCAGAGCGACAGAAUCGAGAGACAGGUGCGGAUGGAGCUCAUGGCGGAAGUCGACAAGAAAGACUUGAUUCGCAUCAACUUCUGGAAGAGCGUUCAAAGAGUGGAGGCCACCACAGAAGGAGCGAGGUUGACCCAAAAGCAAAUCCCCACCACGUGGGACGUCACCAGCUCCAACUGCAGCGUCAACCUCAACUUCUCUUCCUUGGAGUGGUUCACGGGUCUGGAAGACAACUUCAAGCAGUUCCUGCUCUACAGGCACUGCAGGUACUUCCCCAUCCUCAUGAAUCACCCAGAGAAGUGCGCCGGAGACGUAGACUUAUUGAUGGUCAUCAAGUCGGUAAUAACACAGUACGAUCGACGGGAGGUCAUCCGGCAAACCUGGGGCAAAGAACAAGUGAUCAACGGGAAAAGAAUCAAGACGCUUUUCCUUCUCGGAACGUCUUCCAAUGAGGCAGAACGGGCCAAUCAUCAGAAGCUUCUGGAAUAUGAGGAUUACAUCUACGGAGACAUCCUGCAAUGGGACUUCAUGGACAGCUUCUUCAACCUCACCCUCAAAGAGAUCCACUUCCUCAAAUGGUUCUCCAUCUACUGCGGAAACACCCGCUACAUCUUCAAAGGCGACGACGACGUGUUCGUCAGCGUUCCCAACAUCUUGGAGUAUCUGGAAGACAGCAGAGACUUGAAGGACCUCUUCGUCGGCGACGUUCUCUUCAAAGCCAAGCCCAUUCGCAAAAAGCAGAACAAGUAUUACAUCCCGCAAGCCUUGUAUAAUAAGACGCUCUACCCGCCGUACGCUGGCGGAGGCGGUUUCCUGAUGGACGGACCGCUGGCUCGGAAACUCUACGGGGCUUGCGAAACUCUGGAGCUCUAUCCCAUCGACGAUGUGUUUCUUGGGAUGUGUCUGGAGGUGCUUAAGGUGACCCCAAUAAGGCACAACGCUUUCAAAACCUUCGGGUUGGUGAAGAAUAAGACCAGUCGACUCAACAGGGAGCCGUGCUUCUUUAAGAGCAUGCUAGUGGUGCACAAACUGCUCCCGCCGGAUUUGAUAGACAUGUGGAAACUGGUCAACAGCGACUUGAUCUGUUCGCAGAAAAUGGACUUCUUGUAGUCGUCCCAGACUUUCUGAAUCUGAAACAGGUCAGAAUUGGUUCAGAAACCCAAACGAAGGCUGAGAACUUUGAGAACUUGCUCGAAGAGAAUACGUUCUCCUUUUUUGAGGAGAUUCCUGGACAAUAUUUUAACUUAAUUUAUGUACGACAAAUGAUGCGACUAAUAUGUAGAUGGUUCGUUUUUUCGCUAGCUUUUUUUUGAACAUCAAGAAGACAAAAAAAAAUCAUCAUGUUAUUCCAUUAGUUUCUUCUGUGAAAGUAUUUUUUAUUUUUCGGUCUGUGCAGUGAAAGUCAAAGUGGUCUUGUUUUGUUGUAUAGACAUAAAAAAACUAAAAAGUUCGCAAAAGACAAUUAUGGCAGAAUUGUAAUUUUUGAGUGAGCUAUGACUUUGUGUCACAAGACUGUCCCACACAGAAGGAAACGAGUCUCUACCUCACCGUUUUUGUUUUAGUCUGCCCCUUUGUGGACGGAUGUAGCCUUAACAGGUUUUCAAAGUAGAUUCGUUAAACAAGACCAUGUUAUUUCUGCUGCAAUGAUGUACAUUUCUCAAAUUACAGUAUGUAUUUGAAUGAUAGCAGCUUGUAGAGUUGUUUCAUCUCUUAAGAGCUUUUAUUUAUUAUUAUUAUUUGCCCAUAGACUUGAGAUACAUUUGGUAGAGGGUUUACUUUAAAACUGUGAAACAGCACAUUGUCUGGUACGUGUAAAUGUUGAAUUAAUUUAUGAAACAGCUCCUGGGAUCAGAGGAGGCGGAGUCUGGUGUAGGAUAUUUAAUUGUACUUGAAUGUUACGCAAAAACACGGACAUUUGUGAUCCAAGCUGCACGGUCUGAAUGUGUAAAAAAUGAACUGGAAUGAACAAACGAAGGCGAGAAUGGAUUAGUGUUUGUAAAUAAACGUUUCUUCCAAAA
Molecule: messenger RNA, 2325 nt
Organism: Carassius gibelio (silver crucian carp)
Lineage: Eukaryota; Metazoa; Chordata; Actinopteri; Cypriniformes; Cyprinidae
Gene: b3gnt7
Product: UDP-GlcNAc:betaGal beta-1,3-N-acetylglucosaminyltransferase 7
Exons: 2
Coding region: 194-1417 (407 amino acids)
Cellular component (GO): membrane
Molecular function (GO): hexosyltransferase activity
Source: RefSeq, a predicted model, not a curated record